UAUCCAAUCUCUUUUCAUAUAGCUUCCAUCCUUGUACAAAGUUUCUGCAAUGGAGUUGAGUUGGGUGACAAAAGAUUCAAGCUGGUGGGUGUUCACCCUUCCGGCUUGUUUUGGAUCUCACAACUUACUUGAUGCUUAUUUUUUGCUCUCCUUCUUCACCCUCUCUCUCUCUCUUUAUCUUCUCACCUGGGCUUUUUCUCCUGGUGGUGUUGCCUGGAAAAAUGGCAGAAGCAAACUUGGUUCUGUUCCUAUUUCGGGACCCCGGGGUCUCCCUUUUCUCGGUAGCCUCUUUACACUCUCUCGAGGCUUAGCUCACCGCUCUCUAGCCGCCAUGGCCAGAAGCUCAGCCAACUUACAACUCAUGGCUUUCACCCUUGGCUCUACUCCUCUCGUAGUCUCUUCAGAUCCUUACACUGCCAAAGAAAUCUUGACUUCCCCUCAUUUCGCAGAUCGACCCAUCAAGCAAUCUGCUAAAAGCCUCAUGUUCAGUCGAGCUAUCGGGUUUGCUCCUAAUGGAACUUACUGGCGCCUUCUCAGAAGAAUUGCCGCCUCUCAUCUGUUUUCACCUCGACGCAUCAUGGCCCAUGACGCUGGUCGCCAAAAAGAUUGCGCUGCUAUGCUGCGUGAAAUAGCAAUUGAGCAGAAAAUUAGUGGAUUCGUUGCUCUCAGAAAACACCUUCAGUUAGCUGCCUUGAACAACAUUAUGGGUAGCGUUUUUGGCAAGAGAUAUGAUCCGGGUCGAGAAAGUGAAGAACUUCAGAAACUCAGAGAUAUGGUUAGAGAAGGAUUUGAGCUUUUGGGUUCGUUUAACUGGUCUGAUUACUUGCCGUGGCUCAGUUAUUUCUACGACCCAUUUCGUAUAAACGAGCGUUGUUCUAAACUAGUUCCUCGAGUUACCAAAUUCGUACGAGCCAUCAUUGAGGAGCAUCGAAGAGAACGAUUCAGUGAGUCCAAAAAGUUGGCUGAAACGGGCGAUUUUGUCGACGUUUUGCUUUCUCUGGAUGGUGACGAGAAGCUCCAAGAAGACGACAUGGUCGCUGUCCUCUGGGAAAUGAUAUUUAGAGGAACAGAUACUACAGCUUUGUUAACAGAGUGGGUGAUGGCCGAGUUGGUGCUACAUCCAGAAGUGCAAACAAAGCUGCGAAACGAGAUAAACGAAGCUGUAGGGAACAAGAACGUGACAGAUGCAGACAUGGGAAGAUUAACUUACUUGCAAGCCGUGGUGAAAGAAACACUUCGAGUCCACCCACCUGGACCUCUUCUCUCUUGGGCCAGGCUAGCCACUUCAGACGUUCAGCUAAAAAAUGGCAUGGUGAUUCCGGCGAACACCACGGCGAUGGUGAACAUGUGGGCCAUAACUCAUGACCCGAACGUGUGGGCGGAGCCACUGGAGUUCAGGCCAGAGAGGUUUUUGGAGAGCGACAUGGACGUGAGAGGUGGGGACCUUCGACUUGCACCCUUUGGGGCUGGGCGCAGGGUUUGUCCCGGGAAGAAUCUGGGGCUGGCCACUGUAAAUAUUUGGGUGGCUCAGUUGGUGCACCGGUUCGAGUGGGUUGAAGAGGUGACUAAACCGGUUGAUCUUAGUGAGGUCUUGAAGCUGUCUUGCCAGAUGAAAUAUCCUUUACAUGUUGUGGCUAUGGAAAGGAAUGGGUGUCUCUAGGGUUUACUUCUAUAGAUAUGGAGUAGUUUGUUUUUUCGGAAGUUAGUUUUGAGUGGAUGCAUGGGAAGGGAAGAUAUGUUCGUAGCGAUAGUUAGUGGAAGUGGAUGCAGGCUCCCCAGUUUUGAAAUGGUUUUGGAAGGAGUCUAUUUUGUAAACCAUUGCAAUUUAGUAUUUGAUUUGGUAUGAAUUCCAAUUUUGUUUA
Messenger RNA from Carica papaya (papaya), 1862 nucleotides. RefSeq names its product cytochrome P450, family 78, subfamily A, polypeptide 7 (gene CYP78A7). The record is from RefSeq and is a predicted model, not a curated record. Lineage: Eukaryota; Viridiplantae; Streptophyta; Magnoliopsida; Brassicales; Caricaceae. Gene Ontology annotation, molecular function: monooxygenase activity; heme binding; oxidoreductase activity, acting on paired donors, with incorporation or reduction of molecular oxygen.